Pelagomonas calceolata is the source of this 1620-nucleotide messenger RNA. Lineage: Eukaryota; Pelagophyceae; Pelagomonadales; Pelagomonadaceae. The record is from the annotation of a GenBank genome assembly.
AUGCGCCGCACCCUCACAACAACAACCAAAGCAGUACGGCUCCGCUUCGCUCCCUCGCCGACGGGCGCGCUGCACGUCGGCGGCGCGCGCACUGCGCUGUUCAAUUACUUGUUCGCGCGGAAGUGCGAGCUCCAGGGUGGCGACGCUUCGUUCCUGGUGCGCAUUGAUGAUUCCGAUAGCAGCCGCACGGUUCCGGGCGCGGAAGAGGCGAUCCUGAGCGACCUGGCGUGGCUCGGCCUGAGGUUCGGCGCACCGGCGCGCUGUUCCGAUAGAGCCUACGCUUCUACCGUCGAUCAGCUGCUCGCGCUGGGUCAUGCUUACCGCGAUUUUGGCGGCGCCACGAACUGGCGCGACGCGAGCGACGCGGAGGUCCGGCCGCUGCUCAACGACGGCGUGCCGCACGCGGUGCGCUUCCGCGUGCCGCGACCGGACCAUCCCGUGCCGCAUGUGGUGGAGGACGCCGUGCGCGACCUGCGCUGGGCCGACGUGCGCCGGACGCUGCGCGAGGACUUUGUACUCGUGCGGCGCGACGGCGCGCCGCUCUACGCGCUCUGUGCUGUUUGUGGCCUGUGCGGUAUUCAAGCGCCCGCGCCGUCCCCGCGCCUGCUCGACGGCGUGUUCAAGCGCGCCGCGCCGUCGACGCGCGCGCCUGCUCGACGGCGCGAAACAUCACCACGCGCAGGCCGCCGACGACGCGCGCGACGGCAUCACGCACGUCGUCCGCGCGGCGGAGCACGCGUCGAACGCGCUGCCCCAGACGCUGCUGCUCGACGCGCUCGGCGCGCCGCGGCCGCGCUACGCGCACUGCUCGCUCGUCGUUGAUUCCGGUGCGUCCCGCGGCGUCCCUCCUUCGACGCGCGCGAUCGCCGCUCGUACGCCGUCGACGCGACCCCGCGCGCAGACGGCCGGAAGCUCUCGAAGCGGUCCGCGUCGGUUGCCACCGUCGCCGCCUUACGAAAAGACGGCUGCACGCCGCUCGGCGUGUGCGCCUACCUCGCGGGGCUCGGCGGCCGGGCGCCGCAAUCAAUAAAGUCGCUCGACGACCUCGCGCGGAGUUUCGAGCUCGAGGGCCUGUCGGCGGCGCCGUCGACCUUCGACCGCAAGCAGCUCGACGAGCGCGACGCGGCCGUCGCCUUCACUUCCAAGCUCGGCGCGGCCCAGCUAGCUGUAGCUGUCCGCGCGCGACUUUCAGUAAACGGGUCGCCCGCGGCGUUGGAUGAGCUGGCCGGUGCGGCCUGCGCGGCCUUCGCCGAGGACAAGCUGAACGCAAUCGGUGUCGUGAGUGCAUUGAAUGAAGCUUUAACGCCGGACCGCGACGGCAUGGUCGAGGCGGCCGCCGCGCACGGGACAAUCGCGCGGCGGUUGGUGGCGGACCGGGCGGCGCUGGGCGCCGUCGUCGACGCGGCGUCGUGGCGGGCCUACGCCGACGAAGCCAUGGAGCAGCUGGGGCUAUCGAAGCGUGGCGCCUUCCUCGCGCCGGCGCGCCGGCUCCUGACGGGGCGCAAAUCGGGGAGCGACGUCGGCGCACAGCUUGGGCUCGCUUCGCUUGCUUGUAGUCUUGGGGUGGCGGAGGCGGUGGACGUGGAGGGGCGGGUGGGGGUUUUGGGGGGGUUGUUGUGA